AUGGCUACGUGUAUUCCGGAACCUUCGAUAAAAAAUUUGCUGGAAUCCGAAACGCUCCGAUGGAUUUUUGUCGGUGGAAAAGGUGGUGUGGGCAAGACCACAUGUAGUUGUUGUAUUGCCACUUUGCUAGCUAAACUGCGUGAGCGGGUGCUGAUUCUCAGUACCGAUCCAGCCCACAACCUGUCUGAUGCGUUCGAUCAGAAGUUCUCUCGGACACCAACUAAAGGAUUCGAUAACUUAUAUGCGAUGGAAAUCGAUCCGAAUCUGAAUCUGAACGAAUUGGAAGAGGAUUUGGUCGGUUCCGAAGAGGCUGCCAUCUCCGCGGACAUUCGUCGCAGUAUCUCUCACCUGAUGACUUCAUUCCCCGGUGUGGACGAGUACAUGUCUUAUACGGAAGUGUUUCGACUAGUGCGCAAUUUGGAUUAUUCGGUCGUGAUAUUUGACACCGCACCCACGGGACAUACACUACGCUUGCUGGCAUUCCCCAAGGCGAUGGAGAAAAGCUUGAGCAAAUUUAUUGCCAUGAAGAAUGAGGUACGUUUUCUGAUGGGCUUUUUCGGGAUGAACAAUAUGCAAAUGGGCGACUUGACCAAUGCGCUGGAAACUCGAUUGCCCAUUGUGAAAGAGAUCACACGUCAGUUCAAGGAUCCAACCCAGACCACUUUUGUGUGUGUGUGCAUUCCGGAAUUUCUCAGUAUGUACGAGACGGAACGACUGGUUCAGCUUUUCUCCAGCUGCCCAUUCAAUACCUACGUUUUGGAGACCAGUAAGUGCGUUCUUCAGUACUUCGUCUACGACGAAAUUAAACAGGAAUGGCGAAAUAGGGCACCCUUGACGGACACCGCUCCUGGUUUCGAACGAUUUACUUACCCCACCUUAGACCCUUACGCUACCAGAAGUAUGCAAAUACAACGUCCGCAAUAG
This is a messenger RNA of Echinostoma caproni, 924 nucleotides long. Lineage: Eukaryota; Metazoa; Platyhelminthes; Trematoda; Plagiorchiida; Echinostomatidae. The record is from the annotation of a GenBank genome assembly.